AUGGACACUGGGAACUGGAGCCAUGUAACAGAGUUCAUCAUCUUAGGCUUCCCUCAUCUCCAGGGUGUCCAAACUUACCUCUUUGUCUUGCUGCUUCUGAUUUACCUCACUACUAUAGUGGGAAACCUGCUGAUAUUCCUGGUGGUCCACCUGGAUUCCCGACUCCACACACCCAUGUACCAGUUUGUCAGCAUUCUGUCCCUCCUGGAGCUUGGCUACACAGCCGCCACAAUCCCCAAGAUGCUGGCCAACUUGCUUAGUGAAAAGAAAGCCAUUUCUUUCUCUGGUUGCCUCCUGCAGAUCUAUUUCUUUCACUCCCUGGGGGCGACUGAAUGCUACCUUCUCACAGCCAUGGCUUAUGACAGGUACUUAGCCAUUUGCAGGCCUCUCCACUACCCCACCCUCAUGACCCCAGCACUCUGUGUCAAGAUUGCUGUUGGCUGUUGGCUUGGAGGCUUGGCUGGGCCAGUGGCUGAAAUUUCCUUGGUUUCCCGUCUCCCUUUCUGUGGACCCAAUCACAUUCAGCACAUCUUUUGUGAUUUUCCUCCUGUGCUAAGCUUAGCCUGUACUGAUACCUCUAUCAAUGUCCUGGUGGACUUCAUUAUCAAUUCCUGCAAGAUCCUGGCCACCUUCCUGCUGAUCCUCACCUCCUAUGUGCAGAUCAUCCGCACAGUACUUAGGGUUCCCUCUGCAGCAGGCAAGCAGAAAGCCUUCUCCACGUGUGCCUCCCACCUCACUGUGGUCCUCAUCUUCUAUGGGAGCAUCCUCUUCAUGUAUGUACGGUUGAAGAAGAGCUACUCGCUGGACUAUGAUCGGGCCUUGGCAGUGGUUUACUCAGUACUCACACCUUUCCUCAACCCGUUCAUCUACAGUUUGCGCAACAAGGAAAUCAAGGAAGCGGUAAGGAGACAGUUAAGGAGAUCAAGGAGUCUGAGCUAA
Echinops telfairi (small Madagascar hedgehog) is the source of this 939-nucleotide messenger RNA. RefSeq names its product olfactory receptor 6N1. The coding region runs from base 1 to 939 and encodes 312 amino acids. Gene Ontology annotation, cellular component: membrane. The record is from RefSeq and is a predicted model, not a curated record. Gene Ontology annotation, molecular function: olfactory receptor activity; G protein-coupled receptor activity. Lineage: Eukaryota; Metazoa; Chordata; Mammalia; Afrosoricida; Tenrecidae. Gene Ontology annotation, biological process: G protein-coupled receptor signaling pathway. The transcript has a single exon.